AGCUGUCAUGUUGGGGCCCGGGCAGCCUCCCCGCCGCGUUAUGCCGUGUUUUCCGAGCGCUGCGCGCUUCACUGUGCAACGCCUACACUUUCACAAGUGAGAGGGGAAGUGAAAGGCAAGUUACCUUCUCUCAAAAUGCAGCCAUCAGGCAGCCUAGCCUACUGAGCGGUCUAUAACCGGGAAAGAAUAAUGUUUUAAGAAGAGACUGCCAUUGUCACACUGGUGAGAGCAGCGGUGCGGGUCACGGGUGUGCCGUUCCCAGCGGGAAAUCAUCAAGGGAACAGGGAUCAAAUGAACAAGACCUGAGGCUAAAAUUAUUACAUUAAAGAGUUGAAAAACUGGAUUUAAAAAAAAAAAAAAAAACAAAUGAAGUUACAAAUUCUUUCUUUUAAAAGCGUGACAGCAGAUGGCAUUGACACGCUCGGUACUGCUCUCUCUCGGAAGAGAAAGCACAAGAGACGCGGAACGGCUGUGCCCCGGAACCAAUGUCGCUCCAACUCUGUGGCACGUCGGACCAUCCAGAAGGACAAGCAGAAGAGGGGCUUGGGUCGCGGGCUCCUCCUCCUCCUCAGCGGUGCGGCAUCUGCAUUGUGCGCGCUGCCGCCGGGCCGGUGGGUUCUCCGUGGCGGAUUGCGAGCAGCCGGAACGUCGCCCUUCCUCCGAGGUCACGUGUAAAGCAGCGGGAGCGGGAGAAGAGCAAGAGGGAGAGUCCGAGUCGCUGGACGAGCGGUACACGGCCGAGCAGCGGUCCGCCAUCCUGCGGGUUCUCAACUCGGCGACGGAGCGCGAGCUGUGCGCUGUGAAGCGGCUCAGGGGCCAGAAGUCGCAGAAGAUCGUGGAAUACAGGAGCAGGAACGGGCCCUUCCGCGACCUCGAGAGCGUCGUGAACGUGCCGGGGCUGAAGCACAAGACGGCCGCGGUCGCGUUCCACUCCAUCCUGUCUCCUUCCGAGAGCAAGAAGAACUUGGACUCCUUGAAGGAGGACAAGAAGAAAGGCAGAAACCGGCUGGUGAAAGCCAUCAGACCGGAGGUUGAUCUCAACAUUUUGAAGGAGGCCCGCGUGAUCGUGUCCAUCGCGUACAGCACGAGCCGCAUCGCGUGGGCGCACGUGGACCGCGCGCGCGCCGUGCGGGACUGGCAGCAGGAGGACUGCCACAGCUUCAUGCGAGGCGCGUACACGGCCUCCGCGUACCUGCGCGACGUUUCCGCUGUAGUCUCACGAAUGCCAACAGCGGAUUUCUUUGUGGUGGAGAAGCCAGGAAUUUCCUUACAGAACACAUCACUGUACCCUGCCAUGGCACACCUACGUACGGUGGAGGCCAUGCUGUUCGCCCUCCUGGAGUCUCCCCAUGGCCCACCCGGCAGCAAGCCUAAAGUGCUCAACAUGAUGCGCACGGCGGUGGGACGCCACUUUGGGUUGAUGGUGGGUGAGUCACGGACCAGUGGGGUUCGCGCGGUGCAGGACAUGAUGACGGAUUCUGUGAUCCAGAAGGCUCCUCGUGUCACCUUCCCUCCUGAACUACUGGCACGGUACAGGAAUGCCUUCCAGAUGAGUUCACGUAACCGUGGGGAGGAGCUCUGUGAUGCCUUACUGCAGGCAGUGGCCUUCUAUGAACUGCUUAAGGAAUAGAGCAGGGGACCCUUCCUCCACCGCAUCUAAGUUUCACUCUUGAUUUAUUUCUGCUGACAUACUGCUGUCCAGGACUGUAGAUGUACCUGCCCAAUAACGCGGGAUACAUUUACCUCUGAGUAGUCACAAUGCUGUUAAAUUUGGGCAUUUGUCAGAGUCUUGCCUAUGAAGACUACAAUGAGUCAUCUAGGUAUGUUGAAAUCACUGGUGAGGUGAUACUGGCACAGCUUAGUCAGGGUUGUGUGACCCCUAUAAAAGCUGACAGCUUCUUUAGUCUCCUCAAAACCUACGGUGGAAAAUAGUCACCUUUAGAUUGGUUGGUUGAUGGAUGGAUUCCAGUGGUAGGCUAACAUGGUGCCCACUAAACACUUUUUUUCCACCCCAUUUAUCCUUGGAA
This is a messenger RNA of Scleropages formosus (Asian bonytongue), 2027 nucleotides long. It is a transcript of the gene tefm, whose product is annotated as transcription elongation factor, mitochondrial. NCBI's taxonomy places the organism in Eukaryota, Metazoa, Chordata, Actinopteri, Osteoglossiformes, Osteoglossidae. Gene Ontology annotation, cellular component: mitochondrial nucleoid. Gene Ontology annotation, biological process: mitochondrial transcription; transcription elongation by mitochondrial RNA polymerase. Gene Ontology annotation, molecular function: DNA polymerase processivity factor activity; nucleic acid binding. The record is from RefSeq and is a predicted model, not a curated record. The transcript has 4 exons. Bases 407 to 1630 code for a protein of 407 amino acids.